CUCUAGUAAAACUCACACCGCGAGAAAACAAGAAGCCGUAGCAGCUAAGCAAAAAAAAGAGGACACCGCACCGCUUUGCUCAAGGUCUCGGGGAUCGCUUGCUCGGCCGCCAUGGCUGAACCCGCUGCGGAGGCGUCCCCGCCGGCGGACGGCGUCACGGAGGCGGAGGCGGCGGCGGCGAGGCCAAGGGGGUUUAGGCUUCUUGGGGAGGACAAGUCCGUGCAUCAGGCUCUCGGCGGUGGUAAAGCUGCUGAUGUACUGCUGUGGAAAGACAAGAAGACCUCUGCUGCAGUGAUAGGUGGUGCAACUGUGUUGUGGGUUCUGUUCGAAGUUGUUGAUUACCAUUUCCUGACUCUGAUAUCUCAUGUGCUGAUUGGUGUGCUGGCCAUCUUGUUCCUAUGGUCCAAGGCAACCAUCUUCAUCAAGAAGAGUCCCCCUGAUAUUCCAGAAGUAAAGAUAUCUGAAGAUCUUGCUGUGAAUGUUGUGCUAGCACUGCGCACCGACAUCAACCAAGCACUUCACUUGCUUCGGGAGAUAGCUCUGGGGCAUGACCUGAUGAAGUUUUUAGGCGUGAUCGUUGGUCUCUGGAUUCUUUCUGAAAUUGGAAGCCUCUGUGAUUUCCUGACCCUGUUUUACGUCGCUGUGUUGAUGCUCCACACGGUGCCGAUCUUGUAUCACAAGUAUCAGGACAAGGUGGACCAUUUUGCUGGGAAGGCGCAUGUGGAGCUUAGCAGGCAGUACUCUGUUCUCGACGAGAAGGUUCUCAGCAAGAUCCCUAGGGGUCCAGCAAAAGAUAAGAAGCAGAACUAGAAAUGGAACCGGUAUCACCCUGGAACUUGACUUGGGGAGUGUUGCCAUGGAAUCUCUCAUCAGAUAUUGCUUUUGCAUCUUGAGUUCUUGACCUGGUUUGGUUUCUUGUCGAUACUUGGUACAUAUAUGACCUGUCUGUAGAUAUGUGUGUUGGGAGUGCCUGUGCAGUAAACUGUCGAUCUGUGUGGUUGAUUGGUGACUUGGUGUGCUGCAACUGUGUAAUAUUAAUAUAUACAAGAUCUUGCUGUAACCACAUACCGAUAAUUAAUAUCGUGCUCGAGUAAGUGAUGUGGCUCUUUCUUGUUUCGCUC
Oryza brachyantha (malo sina) is the source of this 1121-nucleotide messenger RNA. Its product is annotated as reticulon-like protein B2. The record is from RefSeq and is a predicted model, not a curated record. NCBI's taxonomy places the organism in Eukaryota, Viridiplantae, Streptophyta, Magnoliopsida, Poales, Poaceae. Bases 112 to 810 code for a protein of 232 amino acids. The transcript is spliced from 5 exons.